AUGAAACUGUUCAAAUAUGAUGAUAGCAUUGACGCUUCUGUUGCUUCUUCUUCACGUAAUUUCAAAUUCAUUUAUGACGAUGGUUUGGCAGAAUGUUCGGAACGCCCUGUGUCUAAAAAAAUCUUCUUCAGGGCUGGGUGUUCAGGUGACUCUUCUGACUUAAUAAAUUUGGUAAAACUUUAUCAAGAUUCUGAUGAUCGCGAAACGUUGAAGCAUUGGAUGGAUAUAUAUGCACAACAGAGGAAAAAUGCACAAAAGGGCGACAGUGGUUGUAAUGCUUCAGUUAGUGAAAGAAACAGUGACGAUUUUUUGGAAUCUUCUAACACAGCAUCAUCUGGAUUGAAAGAAUUGCAAUACAAAACUAUCCAAUCUCUGGAUCGACUUGUGCCAGUGGAGGGUACAGGAGGAGUUGGAUUAGAAAAGUGUCAUUCGUUAGAUUACCGAAAAGAAACGGAUACUAUGGACUCAAAAGGAGGAUUGAGACGCUGUCAGGAAAUGUCGAAUAUUUCAUUGCUGGAUUCAUAA
Molecule: messenger RNA, 525 nt
Organism: Enterobius vermicularis (human pinworm)
Lineage: Eukaryota; Metazoa; Nematoda; Chromadorea; Rhabditida; Oxyuridae
Source: the annotation of a GenBank genome assembly